This is a messenger RNA of Oryctolagus cuniculus (rabbit), 1238 nucleotides long. NCBI's taxonomy places the organism in Eukaryota, Metazoa, Chordata, Mammalia, Lagomorpha, Leporidae. The record is from RefSeq and is a predicted model, not a curated record.
AUCAUGGGUAUACGACCCUUGCUACCAGCGUGACUCUGCUAAAAGCCUCAGAGGUGGAAGAGAUCCUGGACGGCAACGAUGAGAAGUACAAGGCUGUGUCCAUCAGCACGGAGCCCCCCACCUACCUCAGGGAACAGAAGGCCAAGAGGAACAGCCAGUGGGUGCCCACCCUGCCCAACAGCUCCCACCACCUGGACGCCGUGCCGUGCUCCACCACCAUCAACAGGAACCGCAUGGGCCGGGACAAGAAGAGAACCUUCCCCCUCUGCUUUGAUGACCACGACCCAGCUGUGAUCCACGAGAACGCAUCCCAGCCUGAGGUGCUCGUCCCCAUCCGCCUGGACAUGGAGAUUGACGGGCAGAAGCUGCGGGACGCCUUCACCUGGAACAUGAAUGAGAAGCUGAUGACCCCCGAGAUGUUUUCAGAAAUCCUCUGUGACGACCUGGAUCUGAACCCACUGACGUUCGUGCCGGCCAUCGCCUCCGCCAUCAGACAGCAGAUCGAGUCCUACCCCACGGACAGCAUCCUGGAGGACCAGUCAGACCAGCGUGUCAUCAUCAAGCUGAACAUCCACGUGGGAAACAUCUCCCUGGUGGACCAGUUUGAGUGGGACAUGUCGGAGAAGGAGAACUCGCCAGAGAAGUUUGCCCUGAAGCUGUGCUCGGAGCUGGGGCUAGGCGGGGAGUUUGUCACCACCAUCGCAUACAGCAUCCGGGGACAGCUGAGCUGGCAUCAGAAGACCUACGCCUUCAGCGAGAACCCCCUGCCCACAGUGGAGAUUGCCAUCCGGAACACAGGCGACGCUGACCAGUGGUGCCCACUGCUGGAGACCUUGACUGACGCCGAGAUGGAGAAGAAGAUCCGCGACCAGGACAGGAACACGAGGCGGAUGAGGCGUCUGGCCAACACUGCCCCAGCCUGGUGACCCUCCUGUUGGCGCUCAGCUUUCACGAAGCAGCUCAGAAGAUUGGACCCCUCCCCUUCCUCUUCUGAUCAGGAGAGGGGCAGUGGACAGCCGGUGCCAUCUGGAGGAAUGGGGCAGGGGCCUGGACCCCCUGGGUCACCCUUCCCAGCCAUACCUCGCAUCUGCUGAGCCCCAGUCCUGUUUCCCCACUCAUUAGCCCCCUACCCCAGUGUCUGGGGCCAGAAAGAAGCCUCGUUUUAGGUUGUGUUUUGUUUUUGUAUGAGAGCCCCAGGCAGGGCUAGCAACACUUUUUAAAUAAAAGGCAACAGGUCA